Molecule: messenger RNA, 1382 nt
Organism: Anopheles stephensi (Asian malaria mosquito)
Lineage: Eukaryota; Metazoa; Arthropoda; Insecta; Diptera; Culicidae
Product: chromatin modification-related protein EAF1-like
Exons: 3
Coding region: 252-1076 (274 amino acids)
Source: RefSeq, a predicted model, not a curated record
AGCAUUAUAAAUAUCUCGACAAAUGGUGCAUUCUUGGUCAUUACGCGUCUGGAGGUAUUCGGGAAUAGCAGAACCGUUCCUAGCAAUCGAAGUCGGCAGCUCGGUGUGACUUUAACAGGGUGCCGGUGAAACAGUGUGUGAUUGGUUCUGUGUGGAGAGCUUUGUUUGAAUCGGUGGCUGUCAUUAGCUGUACCAAGUGCCAUUGUGACUCUGGAAAGAGAAGCGAAAUAAUACAAAGUGCCACUAGUAAGAUGCAGCAAUUGAAGUUGUUGUUUGUGCUUUUACUGUCCAGCGCAUCCGUACGAGCAUUCUGGUGGUCUACCAGCCAGACUAGUGAUCCACCAGUGCCCAGCAAACAGGUGCAGUAUGUCCGGGCCUUUACCUACCAACCGGUGGCAUUCCCGGCACACUCGCUGCUAGCACCACCGUCACCGUACAAGUUCAUCCAAGCUAGUCCAGCGUCCAUCAUACCAACGGCAAAGCAGAUCGCUCCGGUACAGCCCACCAGCCAGCCCGUACAGCAGCAGGUCCAGCAGCAGAGCAACAGUAGUCCAUUUAGCAGCUUUUUUGGCAAUGCUUUUGGUGGUAUGGGCCAAUCCAUCGGUGGAUCUCUGCCAUCGUUCCAGCAGCAGCAGCAGCAGCAGCAGCAACAGCAUCAGCAACACCAACAGCAUCAGCAGCAUCUACAGCAAGUUCAACAGCAGCAGCACCAGCAGCAACAGCAGCACCAGCAGCAACAUCAGCCGCAGCAACAGGUAGUACAGGUACCAUCAUCACCUCCGGCAACACCUUCACCAACCGAAGUGCCAACCGUGAACCAAACUCCCUCCGUGACGGGAUUUUACGGCCAGCAGCAUCCGAGCAAAUAUCCGUACUUCACCAUGGACCAGGUCCAGUACCUGUCCAGCCUACCGUCGAACGCACCGCACACGCCCCAGGUUCAGUUCGUGCCCUGCAUGUGCCCGAUCGCGGUCAAUGUGCAGAGUCACGGGGAGGUCGCCGACAAGCGGUUAGAUGAAACGGCAACCACCGACGCGGAAGUGGUCGUACCGAGCGGUGGUGAAAGUGAAAAGUGAACAACCCACAAGACCACAGACCCUAGUUCUAGGGAGUGAUCGUGUAGGCGAUCGUGGACAUAAAGUGGAGCCAAUAUCUAAAAGUUCUGUUGUGCUAUUUAUUUUUGAAUGUUUGUUUCACGUUGAAACUGCCGGGCUCUGUUUGUGUUAGAGUACAAAUGUCUUAACGUAAUAGUUUGGAGAAAGCUUUUCUAGGGAACCUAUUUAUAGUGCCGUUCUGUAGCAAACGAAAGCCCCACACCGAUAGAUAGAUUGAUGAAUUGAGGAGCGAAGGAAACAAAUAAAUCAAUUAACUUUGUAGCGAAA